Molecule: messenger RNA, 1515 nt
Organism: Cuscuta epithymum
Lineage: Eukaryota; Viridiplantae; Streptophyta; Magnoliopsida; Solanales; Convolvulaceae
Source: the annotation of a GenBank genome assembly
AAAUAUCAGAAUGCACUACAACAUUCUAGAACGCUCUGGCCUUCCUCUGUUCUCCCGCACCUUCGGGAGACCUCUUCGAACACCACCCUCCUCCCUACACAUUUGACAUUUCUAUAAAUCGAUAAAUCUGGCAGAAUAAUCAAUGAAUGAAUUACAGUGAAAUCGAAAAACUAAAACGCGAAAUUCAUCAAUGGUGAGAUCGUACAACCCGUUCGGAAACUACUUCCCCCAUUCAUCUCUCAACGGCUAUACGCCGGCUGCGAGUAGCUACCCCGUCCAUGAGGUUCAGAACAAGCAUGUCGAGGUUGCGCCGAAGCCGAAGGUCGUUCAGAUCCCGGUCCGAUUCGUCGGCUCCGACUCCGCCCGAUCCGCUUCGGCGUUGAAGAUCCAGAGAGCUUUUCGCGGGUUUCUGGUGAGGAGGAGCAUGAAUCGCAUCAUAUCUGCUCAGCGAGUGGUGGACGAAAUCGAGCGGAAGCUUUCGCAGCGUGAAACCGUGGAGCUGUUGAGGACCAACGAGAGGGAGAGGAUCCGCGUGAACGAGAACCUGAUGUCUCUUCUCUUCAAACUGGAUUCUGUUCGGGGGAUUUAUUCGGGAAUUAGGGAUUGCCGGAAGUCCGUCGCCAGAAAGGCCAUAGCUUUACAGGAGAGAAUCGACUCCAUUGUUAAUUCCAACAUUCAAACAGUAAACGAGGAAGAGAAUGUCGACAUGGAAUCCUCCGAGGUAUGUCACUCUUCUGAUUUGGAGCUACCUGAAUCCGUUGAACAAACAACAGUUAUCAACAAUUCGUCGGAGAAUGUGCUCGAAACUGGUAUCACUGCUGAAAAAUCAGAAAUUCCUGAUGGGAUUCAUGUGACUGAACCUGAAGAUAUUCAAGUUGAUGAACCUAAUUCACGUGAAAAUGAUGCCAAAUCUGAAUUCGACGACGAUUGCAGUGAGGGGAAGCCGAUGGGAGGGAUUGUUCCCGAAAUCACACCCCUUGAUGCAGUUAUGAGUGGAGGAGUGGAGCAGAGCGGCGGAAAGGACGUGGUUGAGACUAGCAAUGGGGAAGAUGAAAGCAAGAAAAACAGAGAAUUGCUGGAGAGGAUUAUGGAGGAGAAUGGAAAGAUGAUGAAUUUGAUGACACAGCUGUCUGAGAGGAAUGAAACUCAGAUGAUAAUGCUCGACGCUUUGACGCAGAGGGUGGAGCACUUGGAGAAAGCAUUCAUGUGCGAUAAGAUGAGAAGGAAGAAGAUAAAAAAGAUAAGGAGUAAUUAAUUUGACCUUUUUCUUAAUUAGCCGUGCGCUAAGACUUCAAACCUCGUUGUUGGUUGAAUUCUUCGCCGUAACUGAAUGUACUUCGUAAGUUCGUAUAAAUGUUUUCAUUUGACAAAAGGUCAAAUAUUUCUUGUUUACUUUCGUAAUUGAAAUUGAAAAAUAGCUCACGUUCUUGUAUUACUUUUUAAGUUCGUGGGCAAUUAGUAUAUGGUAACAAUUCCCAUACUUUUUUUAAAAAUGGUGCAUUUGAUUGGUCUAAA